GGCGCUCCAUCCAAGCUCCACUAUCUUCCUGUUCGCAUUUUACUUGAUUUUACAACAGCUGAAACCCCCCAGAUUAAAAAAUGUUAUCCAUUGAAGAAAGUUCCAACAAAAAAGUAGCAUGCGCUGGCUCUGUUCUUAGCGAGUGAGUCCGUGUGUAAUCAAAUAAAUUGAUCACACAAGUGUUAUAAAUUGAAACCUCUGUCUUCCUUGUAUGCAUGCUUAACUUCUUGGGGUGUCCUCUAUAACUGUAUAGUAUUGUUGUUCAUACCCUGUAGCAAUGGAUUCCCAUUCCCAUUACACUACAAUUCGACUAACAAUGUUCGGCAUAGUGUUGAUGUCAGUUAUGGUUAGCUUAGCAAUGGCAGGUAAGGACAAAGAUAGUGAAGAAUGUGCAGAGCAGCUGGUAGGACUGGCUACAUGUCUGCCUUAUGUUGGAGGAGAUGCCAAAGCUCCUACCCCAGAUUGCUGCAAUGGUCUAAAGCAGGUCCUGAAGGACAACAAAAAGUGCUUGUGUGUCAUUAUUAAAGACAGGAAUGAUCCUGAAUUGGGUCUCAAGAUCAACGCCACUCUUGCUUUGAGCCUCCCUUCUGUUUGCCAUGCCCCUGCCAACGUUUCCCAGUGUCCCGCUCUUCUCAACCUGCCUCCAAACUCACCAGAUGCUCAGAUUUUCUAUCAAUUAGCAAACAGCUCUAAUCAUAUUGCCAGCAGCCCCGCUCUCAGCCCCAGCCCUGGAGGUGCCCAACCCCAGGGAAGAAGUGCUCAACAAGAGAGUAAUGGAUGCCACAGUGGGAAGAUAAACUUUGGCUUGCAGAUUGCUUCUUUAGGGGUUUUAGGGUGGUGUUUCAAUAUCUAUUCACACUUGUUCAUGUAGGCAUCCCAUCCUAUCUAUCUAUGCUAUAUAUAUAUAUAUAUAUAUAUAUAUAUAGCUUGAAUUCAAUCUUUUGAGAAAAAAGCGAAAUAAGGACUGGCUUUUGUAUAAAGUAUUGUUGAAUUCCCAGCACUAGUGUUGAAUUUCGAUGUCUCAGCCUGCAAUUUUAAUGAUUUUGGACUUGGUGAAACCGAGAAAAUACAGAGGACGUGCUGUUCA
Molecule: messenger RNA, 1087 nt
Organism: Populus trichocarpa (black cottonwood)
Lineage: Eukaryota; Viridiplantae; Streptophyta; Magnoliopsida; Malpighiales; Salicaceae
Product: non-specific lipid transfer protein GPI-anchored 14
Exons: 3
Coding region: 278-871 (197 amino acids)
Source: RefSeq, a predicted model, not a curated record